Molecule: messenger RNA, 918 nt
Organism: Bufo gargarizans (Asiatic toad)
Lineage: Eukaryota; Metazoa; Chordata; Amphibia; Anura; Bufonidae
Product: trace amine-associated receptor 3-like
Exons: 1
Coding region: 1-918 (305 amino acids)
Biological process (GO): G protein-coupled receptor signaling pathway
Cellular component (GO): membrane
Molecular function (GO): trace-amine receptor activity
Source: RefSeq, a predicted model, not a curated record
AUGUACUUUUUUCUUGUUGUCUCAAGUACUAUCACCAUUCUUGGUAAUUUAGGUAUCAUCAUUUCCAUCAGUCAUUUUAAGGAACUUCAUUCUCCAACUAAUUUUCUCAUUCUAUCAAUGGCUGCCACAGAUUUCUCACUUGGCCUUUUAAUAAUGCCUUAUAGUAUGGUACGAUCUGUGGAGAGAUGCUGGCUUUUUGGAAAACUGUUUUGCAAAGUUCAUUAUAGUUUUGAUUUAAUGUUGAGUGUAAUUUCUAUUUUCCAUCUCUGUUGUAUUGCCAUCGAUAGGUUUUAUGCCGUCUGUGAUCCUCUCCGUUACCCUAUUAAAAUUACAAUCUCUGUCAUAAAGAAAAUGAUAUUCAUCUGCUGGUCUAUACCAGCUGUAUUUGCGUUCGGAGUUGUGAUAACAAACUCUCAUGUAUCUGGAAUUGCUGAAUAUGAGAUGCUAGUGGAAUGCUUUAAUUUAUGUCCAAUUACUUUCAACAAAUUGUGGUCAUUGGUUAUGUUUUUCUUUUGUUUUUUUGCCCCUGGUUCAGUUAUGGUUUGCAUUUAUGUUAAGAUAUUUAUAGUAUCUCAAAGGCAUGCAAAAAUAGUGAAACGUACAUCUGAAAACAUGACAGAAAUCUCAACUCAAAUUUCCAAGCAGAAAGACCGAAAGGCUGCAAAAACUUUGGGUAUUGUAAUGGGGGUCUUUAUCGCAUGUUGGCUACCUGUCUUUAUUACUAUUUUAGUAGACCCAUUUCUCAACUUUUCUACCCCUGAAGUGCUGUUUGAUGCCCUCAACUGGCUUGGAUAUAUUAAUUCCACAUGUAAUCCAUUAAUAUAUGGAUUCUUCUAUCCAUGGUUUCGAAAAGCAUUAAGAUAUAUUGUUUUUGGUAAAAUAUUUGAAACUGAUUCUUGUUUAGCAAAAUUAUGUUAA